UCCCGGAAUUGUCUUCCGUCCGAGUCAUUGUGCGCAGUGGGUGUUUAAGCGGCGGUGCUAUUCCGCAUCAUUCGAAUUCAGUGUACUGAGUGUUGUCUAAAAAUCUCCGGUUAAUUUAUCAAAUAAUGGGCCAAGACGGUGAGGUAUCUAACGAUCAAGGGGGUGAAGUCAACCCCGCCGCUGCUGGUGGAGUCACUUUUGUUUCUGUAGAAUUCGAAGUCUACGGUCAUGUUCAAGGAUGCUACUUCACCAAGUUCUGCAAAGAUACGGCCGAUCAGCUGGGCCUAUCCGGAUGGGUGAAAAAUUCCAAAAAGGGAACCAUCGUCGGUAAAGUUCAAGGAGAGAAAAUUCGAAUUGACGAAAUGGCACAAUGGCUGACGAGGACAGGUAGCCCCGGAUGCAAGAUCGACCACACCGAGCUUCGCAAUUGGGAAUACCUUGCACGGCCCGAGUUCCGCGGAUUCAGCAUCCGUUUUUGAAGCGAAUGAAAAUGGUUUUUCUUUGUUUUUUCAAUGUCCCGCUAAUCAUUUAAAACAUCCACCAAUUCACUUGUCAAUGUAGAGGCACAUGCCCACACCAUAUCGGCCAAAGCAGAAUCGAAUUUCAGAACUUUUAAUUAGAUGCUGCUUGAGAGGAAAACAGAUUCCGGGUGUAAAUACGGCGAUGGGAUUCACUGCUUGGGUGGUUUAACGAUCAUCAAAUUCAAACAUGACAAUUGUGUAUAUGAAGCUGUUACAAAACAGAAAUACACUGCCCUUGGAAUUGUU
Messenger RNA from Daphnia pulex (common water flea), 767 nucleotides. RefSeq names its product acylphosphatase-2-like. Gene Ontology annotation, molecular function: acylphosphatase activity. Bases 126 to 479 code for a protein of 117 amino acids. The transcript has 3 exons. The record is from RefSeq and is a predicted model, not a curated record. NCBI's taxonomy places the organism in Eukaryota, Metazoa, Arthropoda, Branchiopoda, Diplostraca, Daphniidae.